Messenger RNA from Besnoitia besnoiti, 2340 nucleotides. RefSeq lists its product as uncharacterized. The transcript has a single exon. The coding region runs from base 1 to 2340 and encodes 779 amino acids. The record is from RefSeq and is a predicted model, not a curated record. NCBI's taxonomy places the organism in Eukaryota, Apicomplexa, Conoidasida, Eucoccidiorida, Sarcocystidae.
AUGCCCGAGCUGACUUUCUUCCGCAGCCUGCGGAGGCAGAAAGCGCCGGAAGUGGCGCUGAGGAAUUCGGAGUUCGCGGAUGCCGGAGGUGAGACUAGGGGAGGGGCAAGCCGCAGGGAUUGCAUGAACGGCCAACUCACCCAGCAGGCGGAACCGGACUUUUCCACGCAAGAGGUGGCUGCGAGCGCGACGGAGGAGGGAGGGGCAGCACCCGAUGGUCGCAUUGUCGAAGCGAUUCGCAAAGAAAUCGACGAGGUGCGCCUCUGUCACGGCCGGAUCCCAGAAAUUUCUGUCCGCCGCGAACAGGGGAUAGUCACGUCGUCUCUCAGCUAUCCAACGCUGCGUCCUUUCCGCCCGUGGUGUUGUGCCCGCGACAACGGCAGUCCGGAGGCUGAAGCAGGUGACCUGGGGUUCCCGCAUUCCGCAGGGGAGGCGGCCGUCGCACCGACUGGGUGGCGGGAGAGCGCGGCCGAGUAUCUAAGUGCAGAAGUUGCAAGGCUUCUGGGCGAGGCGGUCGCGGCCGCAGCCAAGACGGUACCGACCGCGCGUCUUCAGUAUCGGCCCCGAACGCAUGCGUGCCCACACGAGGAGGGCGAGAUGCGCACCAGCCCACCGCACGUCCGUCCGUCUUCUUCUGAGCAGGCGAGACUGGCACCGUCGCAGCAUCAUCUCGACCAGCGAGGUCCAGAGGACGGUUGCGGCGCUGCCUGCAGCGUAAACAUCGGCAGCACUGGGCCGCAGGGCUCCGCGUGUGGCGAGCUGCGUUGCCCAUUACUCCCCGAGGGCGCAGAAGCCGACAAACACAGACCGAUUCUCAUUCUUUUGGGAGGGCCUUCAGGCACCGGGAAGAGCACACUGGCUCCCCUUCUUGUUCACCUUUUGAUGGCGAGAUCUCGGCGUGGAGCCGGGCCGCCUGCUCAGGCGCAGGCGGCUGCUGAUGGCGAGCCAGCGCCACUGAAAAACGCCGCAGACGGCCGUGGCGUGGCUCAGAACACAAUAGGAUGGGAAGACGGAUGCGUAGUCGUGUCGUCGGACCACACAAGGAAAGUCCUGCGAGUUCUUAGCCAGUCGCACAACGCGCUGCUCUUCAGCAGCACCUACGAGCUGCAGACUGUGGUACGAAAUCAGCUGGCGGGCCUGAGAGCGACUCCAAAAGGACGUGAGAAGGACUCAACCGGGUCGCAUUCAACAGACGCGGGCGAAGAGUCUUCCGCGCUGGCGGGGGACAGAGCAGAGCCCCGGACAGACGCGAAGAGCCAGGCAGAAGACAUCGCACGCAUGCGGAUGGAGGUGGAACAGAAUUUGGGGCCGUUUUCCGCGUGGUUUCCAGAACGGUGUCCGUCGUGCCAAGAGCUCUACCCAUGUUCUGCAGUGCUCGGACUCCUUCUACAGUCUGUCCUUUUGCAGCAGAAGACGAUCGGCACGACAAUCGACUGCCUUAUGCAAAGCGGCACAACACAGGCGUCCGACCCGGGGGGGAAGGAACGAGCCGAUCAAACGCCAAAAGAGGAGUGUCUGAAGGACACGAAAGAUGCUGCCGCACCCCUCAGACUCGUGGUCGUUGAGGGUGUUCAUCUCAGUCCGGCCUUUGUGAGACUCCUGCAGGCCCGGUACGGAAGACGAUGCCUCUCAUUUACGAUGUACGUACCCUGUAGAGAGCAGCAUUCGGCUCGUUUGCAGAGCAGGAAAGAUGACUCUUGUCAACCAGCGGUUUCCUCCAACGGAACAGAGCCUCCUGAGUCACACGUUCCAGCAGCUUGCGAGGUCAGAAGCCGCCACGAGCCAGACUGCGUUUCCCGCGUUGGCGGCAGAGCGACUCCGCUGUCUGGGCCGCGUCCUCAGAGCAACAAUUCACAGCCAGAUUCCGCGGUCGAGGAGCCACGACGACUGCCAUGUGCGGUUGGAGGACAGGAAGGCAGCCAGAUGCCGUCGGUGAGGAGCUCGGAUCAGCACGGAGAAGCCCGCACAGAGAGUCUACAGGGUCGCCACGCGGGCGUCACACAUAGAGAAAACAAGUACCUGAGAAAUCUCUGCAACAUUCGAUGCCUUCAAAUCUAUUUGUGCCUAGCAGCUCAAAGCUGCGCUGCUGGAGCUCCGCCCGAGGCGGUCAAGCAGCAGGCAAUUGAGGCGGCUUGUAUACGGUUCGCCUCGGAAGCUGAACCCGUAUCUGGGCCCCGCAUCGAGGAUAGGAUGCGAGACGGGGGAGUGAGACUUGCUGACCUUGCUCGCCGCCGCAGUUGGGGGAACAAUGGGACGUACACUGUGCUGAACAGAGACGUCAGGAGCAGCCUCGAAUUCAUUUGCCGUGCCAUUGAGUCGCAAGGCUUGCAUGCGUAUUGA